AUGCCUUCCUCAAACGUCCACUACUCAAAUAUCAAUACAAAUGCAUCAUAUCCAUAUCCCCCUCACAGUCGCUACGACGCCAGCGCCGCCUCGCUCGACAGUGAUUCCUCUACAGAGCACGAAGGCGAGCCCGUCAAGCCUGCACAGAAGGAGUAUGGCUACGGUGACCGCCAAGCGCGACCUGGCGUCGCAGUAGACGUGAGGGCGAUCAACCGGACCCCCAGUCCCACACCGAGCGAGGCCGAAGAGCUCAGUAAGGGUAUCCUUGACUGGGACCGCCUGCUCAAGUGGAGGUAUUGGGUUCGCAGGGAAUGGCUCUGGUACUAUGUGAUUUUCGUUGUUGCGUUGACCGGUGGUAUCCUCUUCACGGUCUACCACAAGAAGAUCGUGAACUGGCUGAAGCCUGCGGCUGAUUGGAUGCACGAUCUACCUUACGGCUGGCUGAUCCCAAUCGGUGUCUUCUUCGUCAUCUCCUUCCCUCCUUUGUUCGGUCACGAAAUUGUGGCCAUCCUCUGCGGUCUGGUCUGGGAUCUCGGUCCUGGCUUCGCCAUCGUCGCGGCAGGGACGUUCAUCGGUGAAUUAGGAAACUUCUAUGCGUUCAAGUACUGUUGUGCAGCUCGCGGAGAGAAACUCGAGAAGACGAAGCUCCAGUAUGCGUGCCUGGCUCGCGUCGUUCGGGAUGGAGGCUUCAAGAUUGCGCUGAUCGCGCGUCUGAGUGCCAUCCCCGGUCACUUUACCACUGCUGUGUUCUCCACCUGCGGCAUGGGCGUCAUUACCUUCUCGAUCGCUGCGAUUUUGUCGCUUCCGAAGCAGUUCAUUACCGUCUAUCUUGGUGUCGCGCUCGAGCAGUCCGAGGACGGCACUAGCAGCACGAAGGACACCAUCAUCCGGGACGCCGUGCUCGGCCUGACAACGCUCAUGACCUUCGGCGCGAUGUGGUACAUUUACCACAAGAUGAACCAGGCGAAGCCGCUCGUCAUAUACGACCGCCGCAAAGCCCGCCAGGCGAAGCUCAUGGAGAUGUCUGGCGCUGCCCCGAGCCUGCCGUACGGCAGUGGCAACUCUGUGAUGCUCGAGUCUACAACCUCUGUCUCGUUCAACCCCGCUGCGUCGAGCGCUGACAUCCCUCUCACGAAGUAUGGUCAACCCCAAUCUCAGUACCAGUCUCAGCCAGGCGUUUAUGCGCCCCGCCCCCAGCGACCGGGCGAACAGUACCCCAUGAGCCAGUACAGCAACGGCAGCCACGCACUCCCUCCUGGCGCUGGUUAUCCCUAUCCUACUCCUGCAUCGCAACUCCCUUCUCGCUCUGUCGCGUCCCCGCCCAGGGAUCCGUUCUCAGACGCCGCACGUGUACCGAACUACUCAUCACCUCGUCCCCAGCCCCCUUCUCAACCUCAGCCACAGGGUAUCUCAUACCAGCGCCAAGCGCCUCCGCGAGGGUACGGCUCGCCGCCACCUGAUAUGUUGGAUAAGCGAGGUGGUGGAUCCCGCCCUCCGCAUACGUACACCCAAUCCACUCCCGCAGCACAGAGACUCUCGAGUCCCCCUCCGCCAGCUGCACGCCCGCCCCCGCCUUCUGCACCGCAAUCGCCAACACCGCGAAACUACCCCGCCCCGACAGGUCCUCCACCUUUGCCGAGUAUGUCUGGGCAGCCACCGCGGACGUCCGGGGACGGGACGAACCCUUUCGCGGACCCCAGCCCUAUGCCUAACCCCUAUGAGCAAGGGAGGCAAGGGGGAGGACAUGUAGAGGAACCGAGUGACGCGACCUUCUACACUGCUGCGGGGGGGCACUCACGUGGGGGCACGGAGUUUGACGCGGCGUACGAGGCGACGAGCAUGGCGAGCACGGAGGGUUCCGCGCCGCCUGCGUACGAUGAGCAUAGGCACGCGCAGUGA
Dichomitus squalens LYAD-421 SS1 is the source of this 1899-nucleotide messenger RNA. RefSeq lists its product as uncharacterized. Lineage: Eukaryota; Fungi; Basidiomycota; Agaricomycetes; Polyporales; Polyporaceae. The transcript has 5 exons. The record is from RefSeq and is a predicted model, not a curated record. The coding region runs from base 1 to 1899 and encodes 632 amino acids.